This is a messenger RNA of Culex quinquefasciatus (southern house mosquito), 590 nucleotides long. Its product is annotated as zinc finger protein GLIS1-like. Lineage: Eukaryota; Metazoa; Arthropoda; Insecta; Diptera; Culicidae. The transcript has 3 exons. Gene Ontology annotation, molecular function: RNA polymerase II cis-regulatory region sequence-specific DNA binding; DNA-binding transcription factor activity, RNA polymerase II-specific. The record is from RefSeq and is a predicted model, not a curated record. Gene Ontology annotation, biological process: regulation of transcription by RNA polymerase II. The coding region runs from base 162 to 590 and encodes 142 amino acids. Gene Ontology annotation, cellular component: nucleus.
CAUCGAACUUUCUAUUUCCAGCAAAUCAACGAAUUCUCUAGCAAUAAGCAGGAAUAGACAACCUCCGUGUCCAACCAGUGACACGACAAGAGGCGGACAGCACAAACAAUGCUCUGCAGAAGACAUCCCGCGUUAUACGUGAACCAGCCCCGCACGUCCUAAUGCACAAGACAAGUCCUUCGAACGGGUCGGCCAUGUUUGAAGUUUGCUGCAAAGCAUACUCCCAGCUUAAGAACCUCAAAACCCAUCUGCGAUCACACACCGGCCAAAAGCCGUAUACCGGCGAGUACCCGGGUUGUAGCAAGGCGUUCAACAACGUGUCCGACCAUGCAAAACACCAGAACCGCACCUACAGCAUUGCGAAUCACUACCCGGAGGACAUGCAGAGUGGCAAGACAACGAGCAUGAGCAGUCGGAGCAUCAAGUUGGAGUCGGACGCACACUCGCCGGGUCAACCGCCGAUCAGUAGUCCGAUGUCGAUCUCGGCGCUUACUGCUAGGCUGAUGGACGAUUGCGACGGUGGCAGCAUGCAGCUGGGCAGUCUCGAAGUUGAUCCGGCUUGGCCGUACGCGGACGAGUUUGAUAGUUGA